Loa loa (African eye worm) is the source of this 477-nucleotide messenger RNA. RefSeq lists its product as hypothetical. Gene Ontology annotation, molecular function: RNA binding. NCBI's taxonomy places the organism in Eukaryota, Metazoa, Nematoda, Chromadorea, Rhabditida, Onchocercidae. Gene Ontology annotation, biological process: negative regulation of transcription elongation by RNA polymerase II. The transcript has 2 exons. Bases 1 to 477 code for a protein of 158 amino acids. Gene Ontology annotation, cellular component: nucleus; NELF complex. The record is from RefSeq and is a predicted model, not a curated record.
AUGCAGCCUAAUUUAAGAUUAUUCGAAAUGCUUUGUGAGCUCUAUGAUCGUCAGUCAAAGUUGUUGCAACCAGCAGAAAUGAUCAUCGCGAAACAACGAAAUGUUAUUGAUCGUUUUGUUCAUCUAUUUUCUGUUGGUUUCGCAUUGCCAGUUAUCGAAAGAAUCAACAAAAUGUUUCAGGAAGGACAAAUUGAUGUUUCUCUCGCAAGGUACUUUGCAAUAGAUGUUCUGGAUAUCAUUGAUCCACCUUAUUCGGAACAAUUUGUCGAAACGUUUCAACCAAUAGUGUUAAAUCGAGAAAUUUUUGAUAAGUUAACAAUGUCAAAGGUACCAGCAGCAGUGCAAUUCAUUCAAGACAUCGCAGCUGAAACUGUGGGAGAUAAUAAUGAAGGCAUUGUGGAACAUGAAACUAUAUGUAGCACAAGUGAAGUUUUGUCCGAAAUGGUUAUAUUCGAGACGUGUAAUGUUAGUGGUUGA